GGGUUUUAACAGAGUUCUAAUUCUUUUUUAAAGGCACAAAAAACAGGUUGGGUAUUGAGAAACUUACAUUUAUGAAUAUAAAACUUAGCCAAUAGUAUAAUGAAGUUGCAAAGGUAAAAUUCCUUUUCAAAUUUUUUUUUCAUACAGUGUAAAUCCAAACAGCACAUCUUUAAAACAAAGCACAAAUGUGUCAUGAAUAUUAUCCAGGAUGAAACGACAGAUGCCUGCCAUAGUGAUCGAGUGCUUUCACAAGUCCAGAACAGGUGGUAAACAGUCUCUGGAUGCAUGUUACAUGAGGUGCAGGUAACAUAAAUGUCCUUCUUGUAUCUAACCAUCACAGUCUUUACAGGCUAAUAACCAUGAAUGAUUUUAAAAUAUAUCUCUUUCACUUUGUUGGUAACCUGUUAGGAAGGGACCACGCUUUGACCCAGCAGAUGUCAUUCACAACAUUAUUCCAGAACGCAAUUACAUAGGAGACAGACACACAAUCAUUUUGGAUUAAGUUGCGGAUUUUUCUGUUAUUUUUCUGAUCAAAGCAAAGUUUCCCCACAGGAGUGUCAAGUGGAUCAUUCACAAUUGUUACAGCAGAAAGAGGAGAUGAGUAAGCCCUAUACAACAUAACAACACCUGUUGGAAUGGCAUCAAAUACAAUGGCAAAUUGUUUGGGAGUCACAGGGACCUUAAAAUGGUUGAGAAAUUCUUGGUAAUUAAAAAGUUUACCUUCCUUAUUGAAAAGCUGACUCAUUAAAAUAAUAUCAUUCUUGAACCAAUUGUUGAGGAAAAGAGAUUUCCUUUCGUAACAUAUGUCUUUAUUGUUCCAAAUGAAGUAUUUCGUAGGUGAGAAAUUGUGCUUGUAUAUAAGAGAGCAUGCCAGAAGGUCUUGUUUGUGGAAGUUUGAAAGAGCAACAGGAACCCCAUCAAUGUUGUAGUUACACAAUAGCAAACAUUUUAGGCCUCCAAGGUUAGAAAAUACAUGAUGAGAAAUGAAGUUCCAAAUUGAGGUAGGGUCUUUCAAAUAGUGUCUUAUCCAAUUCAUCUUGAAGGUGUUGUUUAGUGUAGUGAAAUCCAGAAAGUUUAGACCACACUGAUUGUAAUUGUUCAUUAUAACAGAUUUCUUAAUAUAAUGAGUUUUGUUUUUCCAAAUAAAGUCAACAAGUAUUUUGUCAAUAGUCUUACAUAUUUUUUGGUUAACAUCUAAAGAAAUAGCUGCAUACUUAAGCCUGGAGAUACCUUCUGCUUUGGAAAGCAAGGUUCUGCCUUUUAAGGAUAAAUCUCUCUGUAGCCAUUGGUUAAUUAUUUUCUUAGUUUUUUUCUACAAUUGGAGCAAAGUUCAAGACCGAUCUAGAACUCUGAUUUUUAGUGAUGAGUAUUCCUAGGUAAUUAAUACUAUCCUUAACUGGAAUUUUACAUAUAGACAUCAUUUCACAUCUCUUCACAGCCAUUAGUUCACACUUAUUCACAUUCAGACGGACACCAGAAGCCAAAGAGAAAACAUGAAUCACAUCCAAGGCAAGAGGAAUUUGAGAAGAGUCCUUCAAAAAGAGUGUUGUGUCGUCAGCCAGUUGGCUGAUGGGUAUUUAUCUGUCUAAUAUCGAGAUCCCCUUUAAACGACUAGUUUUUAUAUGAACCGAUAACAAUAGGGUGGCUAACAAAAAUAAAUAUGGAAAAAUGGGACAUCCUUGCCGUAUCCCACGUUUUAAUUCGAACCUUGGAGAUGUACCAGAUUUUAGCUUUAUCGAGCUAUUACCAUUGCAGUACAAAGUCUUGAUUUUUUUGCGGAAAAAAUUGCCGAAGCCAAAUUUGUCAAGUGUCUUGAAGAUUAAUUAAUGUUCGAUCGAGUCAAAAGCUUUGUAGAAGUCCAGGAAAAGAAGGAAGCCUUCAUCAUUAAUGACCUGUGGGUAAUCCAGUAUGACAAGUACAAGCCUGAUAUUAUUCGAUAUGUGUCUCCCUCUCAUAAAUCCUGACUGUGUCUCAUCAAUUAUGUCAUCCAGAACCAAUUUCAAACGUUUAGCAAAACUAAUACCUACAAUCUUAUAGUCAUUGUUUAGAAGGCUGAUUGGACGCCAAUUAUCAAUGAUUAGUAAAUCUUUGUUUGGUUUGGGUAUAAGGGUAAUGAGGCCUUGAGUUAAAGUUGGAGGAAGGGUGUCCGUCUUGUUCAUUAUGACACCUGCUGUCUUGUUCAUUAUGACACCUGCUGAAUGAAGGAAGCAUUCUGAAGGUGAAAAUGUGAUGAAAAGUUGACACUCGCCAGUCAUCAUCAUGACAAAUAAUACACACUGCCAGCAGCCAGGAAGCAGGAACAUCCACUUUUAGGGGAGGACGCUCACUAUUACUGACUCGCUGCUGCUGUCGACUGAACUGAACUCUGGGAUCCGGACUUCGAGUUGAGACGAGACAGAACAUGGCUGAGGACACAGACAGCGAUCUCACGCCCGUGGAUUUUAUCCAGCUGCAAGAAUACAUGGAAGACAGCAAUUUGAGGGUUAAAGAUGUGAUCAAGGACUUUCAGAGUGGUGGUCGGCUGGCCCAGAACACCUAUGGAGAGUGUUUGGAUGCAGAAGGCUUCUGCUGCUUCCUCAAAACCUACCUUGAGGUGGAUGAAUUUCCCCAUGAUUUCUGCCAGCGCCUUUUCCGCUACUUCCGAUGUGUCAAUCAGGACGGCUCCACGCCCGAAGCCCAGGCCAAACAUGGGGUGCUUCUCCGCGACAUGUCCUGUUACUUCUCAGUGCUGGAGGAAGGGCAGCCUCGAGAGAAGCUGGACUUCACGUUCAAACUUUAUGACAAAGAUGGCAACGGACACCUGGAUAGCUCAGAAGUGGACCGGAUCAUCAACCAGAUGAUGCGAGCAGCGGACUACCUGGGCUGGGACGUGACCGAGCUCAGAUCUGUGCUGAAGGAAAUGAUCCGGGCUAUCGACGUGGACAACAGCGGCACGGUCACGCUGGACGAGUGGCUGAAAGGAGGCAUGAACAAUGUGCCCCUACUCGUUCUGCUCGGGCUGAAGGUACCAGAGAAGGACGGGCAGCACAUCUGGAGAUUGAAGAACUUCACAAAACCGGCGUACUGCUGCGUGUGCGAGAACAUGCUCCUCGGACUCAGGAAGCAGGGACUCAGCUGCAACUGCUGCAAGUAUACUGUCCACAGUCAGUGUGCCAACAAGAGUCGUGAACCCUGCGCUCCAACGUUUGUCAGCGCCGCACAUAAAUUUAGGGUACCGUGCCACGACUGGGUCCGAACCGACCGCAGCGCCUCCAAGUGUCAAGUUUGCCAAAAGAAGAUUACAACUUUAACCGGACGGCGUUGUGCGUGGUGUCAUGAAAUACGCCAUGAAGAGUGCGUUUUCUCCGGGUUGUCAACCUGCGACCUUGGACCCCUCAAAGAUCACAUACUCCCUCCUUGGGCCAUAUUCGCAGACUCCAAGGAGCAUGACACCACCCCGUUGAACAUGACACCUGACGGCCACGUUCUACAGGUGGUCGCAGUUCCGGACACUCACCCCCUGCUGGUGUUUGUAAACCCCAAAAGUGGAGGAAAGCAGGGUGAAAAAGUUCUCAGCAUGUUUCAGUACCUGCUGAACCCGCGCCAAGUGUACAACCUAUCAGACGGCGGCCCCGCCCCAGGGUUACGCUUCUUCCGUAAUCUCCGUGACUACAGGAUCUUGGCAUGCGGAGGAGACGGCACGGUCGGGUGGCUCCUGGAUGCCAUAGACAAAGCGGACCUCCAGGUGCCCCCUCAGGUGGCUAUCCUGCCCUUGGGCACAGGGAACGACUUGGCUCGCUGUCUGCGCUGGGGAGGAGGCUACGAAGGCUCGGACUUGAGCAAGAUCCUGAAGAACAUUGAGGAAAGUGAGCUGAUCCACAUGGACCGCUGGAACAUCGAGGUGAUCCAGAAUGAUCCUAAAGAAACUGGAGACCCCGUCCCCAGCCAGAUCAUCAACAACUACUUCUCAAUAGGAGUGGAUGCUUCUAUUGCCCAUCGCUUUCAUUCCAUGAGAGAGAAACACCCUCAGAAGUUCAACAGCAGAAUAAAAAACAAGCUGUGGUAUUUGGAGCUGGCCUCGUCUGAGACCAUCAACUUGUCGUUCAAGAAGCUCGCAGACUGUCUGACAAUUGAGUGCAGUGGCAAACAUCUGGACCUGAGCAGCGUCUCCAUAGCGGGCCUCGCUGUGGUCAACAUACCCAGCAUGUACGGCGGCACCAACCUGUGGGGCCAGUCCAAGAAGCCUGGCGAGCCAGCAGAUGUGACGCGGCAUGACGCCAUCACCGAUCCAGUGAUUCUGAAAACGACGCCUCAAGAUAUGACCGACAAGCGUCUGGAGGUGCUCGGUCUGGAAGGGGUGAUCGAAAUGGGUCAGAUCUACACUGGACUGAAGAGCGCCGGGCAUAGGCUGGCGCAGACUUCCCAAGUAACCAUCAGGACUUCGAAAUCCUUGCCCAUGCAAAUUGACGGGGAGCCUUGGAUGCAGCCUCCUUGUACAAUCCACAUUACUCACAAGAACCAAGCCAACAUGUUAAUGGCUCCACCAGAAAAGUCAUUCGGCUUCUUUCACGUGUAGAACAACCUUUUCCCAAUAAUCUGUCAAUGGUAAAAUCUACUGUUAUCGCUAAGGAAUGAAUGCUGUUUGCAUGUUGGCUGACUGGAGGAUUAAAGAUGGAUGCUGGACCCGAAUGCUUUUCAAAUAAAGUGAUGACCUGCACUAC
Messenger RNA from Nerophis lumbriciformis (worm pipefish), 4700 nucleotides. It is a transcript of the gene dgkab, whose product is annotated as diacylglycerol kinase, alpha b. Gene Ontology annotation, cellular component: plasma membrane. The record is from RefSeq and is a predicted model, not a curated record. Gene Ontology annotation, biological process: phospholipase C-activating G protein-coupled receptor signaling pathway. Gene Ontology annotation, molecular function: calcium ion binding; ATP-dependent diacylglycerol kinase activity. NCBI's taxonomy places the organism in Eukaryota, Metazoa, Chordata, Actinopteri, Syngnathiformes, Syngnathidae.